UUGAAUUUUUGAUGUGAAGUCAAUGUCAACAAGCAACAAACAACCGCGGAAUUUAUUUUUAAAUAGCCACGCGUUGUCUGCGUAUGUUUGUGAAUUUAUCUAUUAUUCAUUAAUCAUUAUAAUUAUUAGUGUUUACUGAAUUAUUUGUUACAAUCAAAACCUUGUCAGAAUGGACGAAGAAGAGCUUUCUAAUUGUCAAUUUGUCCCGUUUAGUACCAUGGAAAAAGUAAUGAAAAUCCUGGAAACAGAACAAAAUAUCGACUACCCACUCUGUAAAAGGAAUUUAUAUAAACUUCAGUCGGACAAAAUAAACCCACAAAGGGGGAAAGAUAAAUCGGCUGUGAAGGAAAUAUACCAGUUGGCGUUGGCACGAGCUGUGUAUUCUCAUGACUGGGACAAAGUGGUGUAUUUGCUGAAGAAAUCUCCCAUCACGCAUCAUUACUCACCAGCGAAGAGGAAAAUACAGGAUAAAUUGAAUGUUUACAUCAGGGCCCUAAUGUUAGUAUUUAUGUACCAUCCAGAGGCGAGAUCGAAGCAGCUUUUACCCGAGUACCUCCACAUGGUGUCUACGUGCCGCACUGAACAAGAGAAGCGAGCUCUGAUGAGAGCCAUCCUGACGUUGCCGGAGAAGUUCAAGUUUAUGCUAAUUCCAUCUGCAAGGAGGAUAAACGUUGAUGAUGAUUAAGUUAAUGUUAUUACAGACAACAAUAAAUCGUCCAAAUUAA
This is a messenger RNA of Amyelois transitella, 725 nucleotides long. RefSeq lists its product as uncharacterized. NCBI's taxonomy places the organism in Eukaryota, Metazoa, Arthropoda, Insecta, Lepidoptera, Pyralidae. The coding region runs from base 170 to 685 and encodes 171 amino acids. The record is from RefSeq and is a predicted model, not a curated record. The transcript is spliced from 3 exons.